UCAUUAGAAUUAACAAUGAUAUAUUCUGGUAUUUUGUCCCAACAGAAUGGAGAUACAGGAAGCAGAACACUAAAACGAGAAAAUCCACACAAAUACCUACUCUAUAAACCUACAUUUUCUCAGCUAAUGGUAUUUCUAGCAUCAGGCUUUAAAGAACUUCCAGCCAAUGGUGCAAUGCUCCUAUAUAUUUCUGCAGAUGGAGCAUUUUCUACCUCCAAGCACCCUCAGGACCCUGGUUAUGAUUAUGGUGGAGUUGUUACAAACAGCAAAAGAGAUCCCGAUCACUCAAAUAAGCGUGUCAUGCAACUAAAGGAUAUGCAUUGUUUUUAUCCUGGGGACCUGUAUGCUUUCACACGCAAGCCUUUGUUUCUGGUUGUGGAUUCCGAUAACUCGCCAGUUUUUGCAAAUAUGCCACACUACUUUGGUCAGCCUCUUGUGGUUUUGAUGUCACCACAAGAUACACCAUCUCAGUUUCAUGAUCAGCACCACCGAGGAAACUUGUUCACCUUAUUCCUACAUUCUCCACUAAUGGGGAUGUGUCUAGUGAGCUCAGCAUGUGAAGUGCCCAUGAAUCUGUGGGAGAAGUGUCAAGCACUUGUUGAUAGGUUCAUCUCUGAGGCAUCCAGAUUAGUCACGCGUGGGAGGAGUGUAGAUCCAUCUUUUCUUCAAUUUUUUGGUGAUGAUUUCCUGAGACUUUUGACUCUACGCUUCAUCUUCUGCUCUACAGUGUUAAGGGCACACAGAGCUUUUAAG
Penaeus vannamei (Pacific white shrimp) is the source of this 753-nucleotide messenger RNA. The record is from RefSeq and is a predicted model, not a curated record. NCBI's taxonomy places the organism in Eukaryota, Metazoa, Arthropoda, Malacostraca, Decapoda, Penaeidae.